CACACCAUGCCCAUCCCUUUGGAAAGAAAAAAAAUCACACAGGCAAGCGACGGCGAGAAAAAGAGCGAGGGAAAAGUCGAGAGGGAAGCGAAAGUCAAAAAGCCAGAUGAAAAAGUUGGAUACAGUGGAGCGAGCCAACCAAACACCAGAAUAUUCCCUUUAAAUCAUGCCGCUGCACAAAUCAACCCGGGCCCCUCGCCUGGACCCCACCAUGAUCUCAGCUCCACUGGGUGACUUUCGCCACACGAUGCACAUUGGGAGAGGAGGUGAUGCAUUUGGGGACACCUCCUUCCUGUCCACUCUUGGCCCGACCCAGGCUAACCCAGACACGGGGAGCACACCAGCUGAUGACCCUCACGUGGAGGUCAGUGAUCUUCACACAGAUGCUCCAGGAAGCCCGCAGAACAAUGAGCUCCAGCACUCCGAGUCAGUGUCUUCAUUCGACCUGGACCUCGAUCUAGGGCCGUCUAUGCUGGGGGACGUACUCGGGGUUAUGGACGGUUUGGGGCUUGAUGAGGAAGUGUUCAAUGCCAAAAGUGGCACAUCUGCGGUGGAGACAAAGCAGGGAAAAGCGGAGAUGUCUGUGAACAUGCAGAAUGAGCUUAAUGGGAAGAACUCGGACCUUGGAAACCAGGUGGGAGAUGGCAGGAUACAAGACGGGAUCAAGCCAAAGGGGCUACGACCAAAAGUGCGGUUCAGUGACAAACGAGAGGAGAUAAUUCGCCAGGCGUCCGAAGAGGAAGAGGGUCAAGGGUUUGACUUCCAGGAUGAGGAUCAGCUGGCGUGUCACAGUCCAACGAGCACAGUCAGUGGAGGUGAAACCGAGUUCACCAAUCACAAAGUAGAUUUGCCACCCAGUCCGGCUUCGUCACAUAGCUCGGAGUAUGAAGGAGUCACCCCGUUGGACAGGAGGAGGGUCGACAGCUGCCACUCAGAGACUGAUUCAGAGGAGGAGGAGGAGGAGGAGGAGGAAGUAGGACGGGGCUACACAUUUGAAGAUGAGUUUGAUGAUGAAAUUGGUCUAUAGGGAUCCCUUUGAGAACACAUCCUUGCUGUUAUUAAAAUCGAGUAUACUGUAUUUUCCAAAACUCAUCAUUUCAGUAUCAUUUGAACGAGACGCUUUAACAGAAUGCAAACUGGAUUUUUCUUAAAGAUUUACAGUUCGACGACGUUGCUCAACUGGAAAAGACAUUUCAUGUUUUAUCUGUGAGGGUAACAGAUUUGCAAUAGAAUGUUAUUUUGAUCCGAAAAAUCAAAGUGUCAUUGAGGUUAUUACAGUGAAAGGUUUGUAGCACUUUGAUUUAUUUCACUCACCUGGAAGCUUUGCCAUGAAACAGACUAAGUUAAUGAUGCUUGUUAAUUUUUUUUACAAUGUCUUACAUUUGCCAUCUGAAGCAACAGGUGUUGUGUUCAUUGAGCUUUAUGUUAUAGUGCCUUAAAGAGAGCUGUAUUCUUGCAUUAUUAUGUGCUAUAUCAGUGUCUUAAUAAUUAUUUCUCAUAUUGCAUGUUUAUUACGAUCUCCAUGUCUUCUCUUGAUGUUUUGAUGCAUUUGAUGAGCUUUACAAAUGGUCCCCUGAGACGGCGUCAGAACAGAAAGUUAUCCUGUGUAUAAAUAGUUACUGUGAAUUUGUCACAUUCCAAAUCUGUGAGUUUCUCGGGUUCAGAUCAGUCUCACACAUCUGUUUUCUGAGCGCAGUUAUUGAGCAUGUUUGAAGUUACCAAAGCUUUUUUUUUUGCUGGGAGGCUGGACUAAUACUGCAGUGCUAAGACAAUCAUGGGAUUUUAAGGUCAAUUGUAGAUCAGGACCAGUGGUGCAUUUUUGUACAUGUGGUUUUGCCUGAAUAAUACUUAUGUUUUGAGAGAAAAAAAAGAGUACUUUGUUUCAUAAUGCUGUAAAAGGGAGAGACCAUGUGUUCAUCUGUUGAAAAAUGCUGGUUUAAACAACUUUGUUAUCCUGUGGUUUAAUAAUGAUUACAGUGAAAACAAUAAAACAAUUAUUGGGAUAUUGGAA
Messenger RNA from Plectropomus leopardus (leopard coralgrouper), 2011 nucleotides. It is a transcript of the gene cdc42ep5, whose product is annotated as CDC42 effector protein (Rho GTPase binding) 5. The record is from RefSeq and is a predicted model, not a curated record. NCBI's taxonomy places the organism in Eukaryota, Metazoa, Chordata, Actinopteri, Perciformes, Serranidae. Gene Ontology annotation, cellular component: plasma membrane; cytoplasm; cytoskeleton. Gene Ontology annotation, molecular function: small GTPase binding. Gene Ontology annotation, biological process: regulation of cell shape; positive regulation of actin filament polymerization; positive regulation of pseudopodium assembly.